Messenger RNA from Entamoeba nuttalli P19, 930 nucleotides. RefSeq lists its product as hypothetical. The transcript has a single exon. The record is from RefSeq and is a predicted model, not a curated record. NCBI's taxonomy places the organism in Eukaryota, Evosea, Mastigamoebida, Endamoebidae. Bases 1 to 930 code for a protein of 309 amino acids.
AUGAAAAGAGGGUCAGUUCAAAAUAUUCUUUUUCAUCUAAGACAAUUAGAUAAAACUGUAUUGUUUCAUUUAGUAAUUUCAACAAAAGAAGAAGUUGAUUGUCUACAAACUAUUCAAUCUUUAGAUACUAUCAUUGGAAUUGAAAUUAAACAACCAAUUGAUGCAAAACGAAUAAUUUAUAGAAUGAAAAAUUUAAAAAUAAUUAAACAAGUAGCUGGAAGUCAAUUAGGAAGUUUAGAAGAAAUGAAAAAUUUAGAAAAAUGGUUUUUAUAUGAUUUAAAUAUUAAUAAUAAACAACAUUAUAAUUAUUAUAAACAAAGUGUAAUUAGUAUUAGUAAAAAAAAUAUAAAAAGAUUUAUUUUUAUUAAUAAAAUAACAGAUUUAAAAGAAUUAAUAAAAAUGAAAGAUUUAUUUUUUGGAUGUUGUAUUAUAUUAAAAAGUAAAGAAAUAUUAUAUACAUAUACUUUUAAAUAUAUUGCAAUGAAAAUUGUAUUAUUAUGGUUAUCUACAAAAAUAAUUACAGUUAGUUGUAAUGAUUUACAAAAUCCUUAUUUUAAAACUUUAUAUAAUUAUUAUCUUCCACAAAUUAGUAUUAAUAAUUCUUCAUUUUCAACUCUUUUUCCAAAUUAUAUACUUUAUUUAAAAUUAAAUUCUUUACAUCUUGGAAAUUCUAUGAAGUUAAUUUCAUUACAUCAUUUAAUAUUAUAUAUCUCAGGAAAAUUAUAUAAAAAUCUUAAUUUAUCUCAAUUAUAUAAUCUUUAUUAUCUUGUUCUUCAUCAAAAAGAUGGUUCAACACAAUUUAUUUUACCUUCAUCUAUUACUCAUCUUUAUUUGCAUCAUAUAAACUCUCAAAUAAUUUUUUUAAAUCCUCCUCAUUUAAAAGAAUUUUAUUCAGAUGAUUCAAUACAUCAAAAUUUUAUUCAAAAUUAA